CCAGCAUCCCGACUUUCGACGUAGGCUCAUAGCUAUUGAAGUAGAGCUGAGUGGAAAUGCCUUCCAAACCCAAGGCACUGAAGCGCCGAGACCUCCCAUCUCUGGCAAAGUACAUUCAAUCUGACGAAUGUCAAAAUAUCGUUCUAAUGAUGGGAGCAGGUGUUAGCACGUCUGCCGGAAUCCCAGACUUUCGAUCUCCAAAGACUGGCCUAUACUCAAACCUCGCGAGGCUGAAUCUCCCUCAUCCAGAGGCCGUCUUCGAAAUCAACUUCUUCCGAAGAAAUCCAGUACCAUUUUACACCCUCGCUCAUGAGCUUUACCCGGGAAAGUUCCGACCGACUCUUACACAUUCCUUUGUCCGCCUCCUCGUAGAGAAGGGUCUCCUCCUGCGCUGCUUUACCCAGAACAUCGACACACUCGAACGCAGAGCGGGCGUUCCAGCCGACAAAGUCAUCGAGGCUCAUGGGAGCUUCGCAACCCAACGAUGUAUCGACUGCAAAGCACCAUUCGAUGACGCCCGAAUGAAAGAACACAUCCUGCAGAAAAAGAUCGCACGAUGUGAUCGGUGCAAAGGUCUAGUCAAACCUGACAUUGUAUUCUUCGGAGAAUCACUUCCUAAUGAGUUCAUCCGCGCGGUCCCACAAAUCGCCCAGGCCGAUCUCCUCAUAGUCCUCGGCACAUCCCUCACCGUCCAGCCAUUCGCUUCUCUCGCAGGAAUGGCAAACGACAGGUGCCCUCGUGUCCUCAUCAACCUCGACCGCGUAGGUGAUUUCGGACGCCAACCCGACGACGUCAUCCUCCUCGGUAAAUGUGACGACAUCGUCAAAGAUCUAUGUAGGGAACUAGGAUGGCUGGACGAACUCAUGGAGCUCUGGGAGGCCACGGCUGAUUCGGUGGACAUUGGAGACGGUAAAGCCGCAAGUUCCAAAGCCAAGCCCAAGUCGAAAUCUAAAGAGAAACCCCGCUGGGUCAAGGCGGAGGAUGAAGUGGAGCAACUUACUGCGGCCAUCGAGCAAAGUCUCGCGCUGAACGAAGAGAAAUCGGAAGAGGAUAAAUUGUCAAAGCCUGAUGAAACAGCGGAUAAAGAUGAGGAUGAUGCAUCGAAACCCGCAGUAUCUUCACAGGCGACAGAGAAGUCAGGGGGAGGUGGAGACCACAAGGAACCCACGUCUCCGACAGGGACACCCAGCGAGAGCAAGGAACCGAAGCCCGUCCAAGAGAAGCUGUGA
Molecule: messenger RNA, 1229 nt
Organism: Coprinopsis cinerea okayama7#130
Lineage: Eukaryota; Fungi; Basidiomycota; Agaricomycetes; Agaricales; Psathyrellaceae
Product: Sir2 family histone deacetylase Hst2
Exons: 7
Coding region: 57-1229 (390 amino acids)
Molecular function (GO): NAD+ binding; histone deacetylase activity, NAD-dependent
Source: RefSeq, a predicted model, not a curated record